UUCUGCUUUCGCGGCAUUUUAAUUCUAAAACGCCGUGUACAUAAUUGUCUUAUUGGCUAACUUAACAUAAAAUUAGAAAAAUGAUAUAAAACAUGUGUAAAAAAUCGAAAGAGACUACAGUCUUAUGCCACGUAGCAUUAAAGAAUAACAAUGCAAAGCAGCGAAUAAAGAUUAUUUUUCAGUUCUGUUCUUUCUAAAAAAAAGCCAAAAAUUUGACGUCAACAAAUUUUAGUAAGCUACAGUUUUUGAUAAGCACAAAGCAAUAAAACAUGAAAUUCAAUAACGAGAUACUGUACUUUCUUCUACUUUUCAUACAAUCGAAUCAUUUUUGUUUAUCAGAAAAACAAAAUGAUCACGAUAUUAAACGAACGGGGAACGAACUUCAUAAUACGAAAGAGAUGAACGUCUCUGAUUGCGAAUUAAUAAAUUUUUACAAGAAAUCGAGUAUUUUAGGCAAUAUUUUGGAAACUGUAAACGUUAACGAACUGCUUAUCAUAAUAGCAGAUGAUAUGAACGACGGGAUAAUAUUAGCCGAUUUUUUGAGUAACGGAACUAGAAUAAAACUUGCUACAGAAGAACUUUCUGAUAAUGAAGUAAUUCUAAACAAUGAAAUAUUGCAAAAUAUUUACUUCUACCAUACUAGUUCACAAAUGAAACACAUAUUUGUCUAUCCUAGAAACACUUCAAAUCCUUUAUUAACAACAUUAAUUACAAGCCAGAUCAUAAAUUCGGCCAAUCUCUUAAAAGUUGCACUUACAUGUAACAAUACUAAUAGCAAAGAAACCUUGAAUUCUAUGUUUUUGAUUGCAACAAAUGUUUUAGACAUUGACAUUCAACGUCGUCGUUGCGAAAUGGAAUACAACAUUAUAUUUCUCCUAUUAAAUAUAAAUUCUAGAGAAUGUACACUUGGAGUUGUUAUAGUUGGUUACUUUUCAAGUUUUAAUAUUUGAGACAAUUUUGCAAUUCAUUGCAAAAUUAAUCAAAUAUUAAUAAAACUUUGAAAAUUCCUUUAAAGUGUUAUUUUUACACUCACUUCUCGUGCGUGAGGAAAUAAUAAAUUUUGCUUCUUUAUCUCACAUAAUAUUAUUUAAUGUAUAUUAUAAUUCCGUCUAAUAUAUUUUUACAAUAUAUUAGAUAGAAUACUGAAUAUGACAUUAAAGAAUAUUAUAAAAGUAAAUUCAUUUAUUUUUAUUUAGCCUUAAUUUAGAUUUUUUGUACCGGAGGUACGGUACAAAGUUGACGGUAAAGGCAAACUGGCAUGGUGCGUCGCCUUUACGGGAGAAUCUGGAGACACGUCUGACUCGCCCUGUGUCUCCCGCUCGACUAACUCUCGCUCUUGAAACCUCAACCGUACCGCGCUUGCGCGGAACGGGUGGGGGCAACUCACGCGCUGAUUGGCUCUUGCCAAGGUGGAAGGGAUUUCGCGGAUGCGACUCAGCAGAGGAGCAUAAAUACCGCGCAUUUUCCCUGACUCACGCUCUUACCUCGCCAGACUUCGACGGAACAACACGUCUCUCAAGCCGAGAGACACCGACGCCUGCGCGGCGUCGCUGACGCCUGCCAACUGUCACUCUGCCGAGUGACGCUCUCAGCCGCUGCCACGCCGCCACUUCAACAACGACGCCUCGCCUGCCACCUCGUCGCCUACAUACCGUCAACUGCCUGCCGUCCUCUUCAGGGAAAAAUAUUUGAAUAAAUAUUUUAUUUUGGAAUUUGGAAACGCCGUCUCUUCUCUAUUCCGCUGGCUGCGGAACCUCACCAUAUUUACCAACCUGUCCUUUUCAGGACAAAUAACGCAAACAAAUUUCACAUUGACAAUUAGUCCUUUUAAGGAUAAAUUGUCAAUUAUUUUACGAAAGAAUAUUUUGGGUUCGAAAACAUUCCACACAAGGCAGAGGAGUAACUCUGGUGUCUUAAGGCCUCGUGACCUUCUGCACCACCCUGAGGGUUAACGUUUUUUCCGUGACAACUUAAGGCCCACACUCGGGACCUUCUGGGUCCGGGGGAACGUAGCCCUUGAGGUAACGGAGCUUCUUCUCUCGCACUAUCAAGCAGUGACAACCGGCUCCAGGGGACAGUACUUCGAACCUUGCUUAGGUUCAAGUACCCGACACCUGGAGUAGAACGGGUCCUCGUCUCUCAGAACCCUGCUUGGGUUCGAGGUCGACGUCACCGAUCGGCUCUGUCAACUACUGCCGCUAAGGUCAUUAAUAUUAUUUUUUGUGCUUUUCUCGCACCUUUGAGCCAGUCACUACUCCUCUACACAGUGACCGGUAUCAGAGUGAAAAAAUUAAAAGAUUACUUUCUUACGAAUUUUGAAAGAUUUGGGAUUACAGAUUCUCUUGAUUUUGAUGUGUUUGAAGAAAAAAGCAUUUUUAGAAGUUUAACUAUACAGGAGCAAUUAGAAUUUCUUGUCAUAAAACCUCUUAUUGAUGAUGAAGAUCAUGUUAAUAAUACGUGUUCAAAAUCUCUAAGUAUUUUAGAAAAUGAUUAUGUAUCAAUAAACCAGAAGUUAAUUAAAUUUGUUAACUUCUUAAAACCUGAGAUUACCAUUAGAAAUGAAGAAUGUCUUAAAAAUAUACAAACAAAUGAAAUAUCUUUCAUAUCAGAUUUGUACUUCUUGCCGGAUUGGUUCAUUUUAUCAAGUAAAAAUAUUUCAGUAAAUGAAUUUACAAACGAAGAAUUGAACAGUGAAUUAAUCGAAAGUAUUUGUUACAAUAAUGAAGAGAAUAUUAAAAUUUUUGAAUUCAUUUGUUUCAUUAAAGAUAUUUUUGUCAAUAAAUCAACAUUGCUGUAUUUACAACAAAUUGUACGUUACUAUUUAGAACAGCAAGAAAGUUGGUUUUCCAAUUCAAAUGUAUGCUUUGAAAAUGAUAUGAAUACUAACGAAACUCAAGUAUCAAAUGAAUACAAUAUUUCUAAGAAUAAUUACAAUGUUGAAUCCAAAUUGAAGACAUUUUUUACUGCAAAAAAAGAAGUCAUUGAUGGAAAAAAGAUAAUGCACUUCCCGACUUCAACUGAAAAAACAGUGUCUUUUUGCACUCUUAUGAAAUUACUUGCAAUAACAAGGAUUUUAUUUCAAUCAUCAACAAAUCUAAAAAUUGAGAAACUAUUUCUUAUAAUAGCAGAUGAUACAAAUGACGGCAGAGAAUUAGCUCAGUUAUUAAGCUAUGGAGAAAGAGUUAAUUUAGCAGAACCAUUUCUGUAUGCUAAAACAUUUGAAUUAUACGAAUUGUUUAUGAAAAACCAUUACUUGUAUUACAAUCAGCUAAUCAAAACACACAUUUUAGUCUAUCCUAGAAAUGCACCAAAUCCAUUGUUAGCAACAUAUUUGACAAAAGCGAUUAUAAGAUCAUCAGAAAAAAUAAAAAUUGCACUGACAUGUAAAAAAGAAAUUAACAAAGUCGUUUUGAAUUCUUUGUUUCUGACUGCAUCAGAAAUAUUAGAAUUUGACUUAGACAGGAACUAUCUUCAAAUUCAAAAAUCAAUUAUCAUUAUGCCAUCAAACACUGAAGACGGUUUUACUUCAUUUGGAAAAAUAAAAGAGGAAAUCAAUAAAUACAUUUUUGAAAAAUUUGUAAGAUAUAAAAGUAUAAAUUUAUUUUCAUGGUUCAAUAAUGCUAGUAACUUGAAGAAUUUGCAUUUUAAAGAGCAGUUGGAGUAUCUUGUAUUAGGUUUUGUUAAUACAAAUUUCUUCUCUAAAUUGCCAAAUAUAUAUUCUGAAGAAAAUGUACUCAAUGAUGAUUUUGUUCCAACAAAAUGGAACAUAAUUAAAAUUAGAGAAUUAUUAUUCAUAAAUAUGUCAAUCGUAAAAUGUAUAAUUUAUUCAAACAGUCAACAACGUAAAUUGAAGCGAAAUAUUUUAGCAACAGAUAUAAAAUCUUUAAAGGGUCUAUUAUCUUUUCCAAAUUGGAUAAACAAUUUAGAGCAAGAAUCGCAAGAGACGUAGGGGAAUGUAGUCAAGGUUGGUCUACUGUCUAGGUAGGCCAUCGCGAUUUUUUGGACAAGUUCACUAGCGCCACCUACGCGCAUGCUUGUCGAAGCUUGUCUUAGUGUAACCUAACU
Leptopilina heterotoma is the source of this 4065-nucleotide messenger RNA. RefSeq lists its product as uncharacterized. The transcript has 4 exons. Bases 2876 to 3949 code for a protein of 357 amino acids. NCBI's taxonomy places the organism in Eukaryota, Metazoa, Arthropoda, Insecta, Hymenoptera, Figitidae. The record is from RefSeq and is a predicted model, not a curated record.